CAAUCAUGAGCGACCCGAAGCCGAAGCAGAAAGAGGGCGAUAAAGCCCCCACUCCCGGUUCAGGACGUCAGAGGAAGCUGGCUGCCGCGCGUGCAGCACGCAAGGAGUCAAGUGGGAACGGAGCGCCGAGCAGCAACUGGGAGGCGCUGAAGAUGACGCUGCCCAGUGACGCGCGCCGCGGUCCACCGUCCAAGAAACGCUCUAUGAAAGGGAUUGGGUCGUUCACUAGCUCGGGACCUGAUGCCGGGACGAGUGCAGCGGAAACCAAGGACCCAGUGCCUACUUCGUCGACGACCGAUAAGAAUGCCGAGGUCGUCGUUCUUCCCGCUCCGAGCGACAGUCCUCUCCUGCAUGAAUUACGCCAGAUGGUCCUCGGUCACGCGGCGUUGUCGGAGGCGAAGAAGGCUCCGGGAAAUUAUGUCGCGCUAGACUGUGAAAUGGUGGGCCUGGGACAUCUCGGGGCCGAAAGUGCGCUGGCGCGAGUCUCGCUGGUCAACUACCACGGACAUGUCUUACUCGACACUUUCGUGGCCCCGCGCGAGCGCGUGACCGACUACAGGACGUGGGUGAGCGGUAUCCGCGAGGAAGAUCUGCGGGGUGCCCCUCCAUUUGAGGAGGUACAGAAGCAGGUGGCGGAGCUUGUCGAGGGACGGGUGCUAGUAGGCCAUGCUAUCGAGAACGACACAAAGGCCCUCCUGCUCUCGCACCCGGCGCCCUUUGUGCGCGACACGCAGAAGUCAAAGCCUCUGCGCGAGGCGGCGCGCACGAAGCGGCCCGGCCUUAAAUCUCUCGUCGAGUCGCAGCUGGGGUUGAAGAUUCAGGGCGGCGCGCACUCGUCCAUCACGGACGCGCGUGCGACGAUGGCACUGUACCGCCUCCACAAGGAGGCGUGGGAAGCAAGCAUGCGCGGCGUGAUGGACGCGUAUGCUAGAAAGACGGGGACAGUGAUGCCGGGCAAGAAGGGGAAGCGGAAGCGGGAGGACGGCGAGGAUGAGGAGAGCAAGUUCCCUGGCGGCGGGCGGAAAGGUAUCUCGAGCGGACUGAGCGUAGUGGUCAAGCGGUUUGGAAAGAAGGUUGAGGACCAGCCGCGCCGCAGAGGACCAGCGCCGAGCUCAAGCGGAGGCGGUAACUGGUGGGAGGAGUCCGCAUGAUGAUAGCAUUUGAAGGAGCAUUGAGCAUGGGCUGCAUGUAUGUUGUGUACAAUGGUUGCGAUGCAAGGAUGC
This is a messenger RNA of Cutaneotrichosporon oleaginosum, 1223 nucleotides long. RefSeq lists its product as uncharacterized. Gene Ontology annotation, cellular component: nucleus. The record is from RefSeq and is a predicted model, not a curated record. Lineage: Eukaryota; Fungi; Basidiomycota; Tremellomycetes; Trichosporonales; Trichosporonaceae. Gene Ontology annotation, molecular function: 3'-5' exonuclease activity; nucleic acid binding. Gene Ontology annotation, biological process: ribosomal large subunit assembly; rRNA processing.